Messenger RNA from Thunnus maccoyii (southern bluefin tuna), 3568 nucleotides. It is a transcript of the gene nln, whose product is annotated as neurolysin (metallopeptidase M3 family). The transcript is spliced from 13 exons. Gene Ontology annotation, biological process: peptide metabolic process; proteolysis. Bases 122 to 2245 code for a protein of 707 amino acids. NCBI's taxonomy places the organism in Eukaryota, Metazoa, Chordata, Actinopteri, Scombriformes, Scombridae. Gene Ontology annotation, molecular function: metalloendopeptidase activity. The record is from RefSeq and is a predicted model, not a curated record. Gene Ontology annotation, cellular component: mitochondrial intermembrane space.
ACGCUCACGAGCUACUGGAGCUGCUGCUGCUGCUGGUGCUGCUGGUACUGCUGGGACAGAGCCACAGUAAGAGGAGAAGAAAGUGUGUUUUUUGCACGAAAAAACGCAUGAAACCGCCGGCAUGUUUACGUUAAGAGUUGCAGUCUGCCGAACGCUUUGCAGCGUCUCUAAACCUUUCCUGAGAAUGACCAUCCAGAAUGGGUCUGCCAUAUCUGCCAGAGACUGCUCUCAGGCAGGAAAUAAAAGAAACACACUGAGAUGGAACCUGUCUCCAGAUGAGAUCAGGACCAACACAGACAGCCUGAUUAACAGAGUAAAGAAGGUCUAUGAUGUCAUUGGAUCCCUAAACAUAGAAAAUGUGUCAGUUGAAAACACCCUGAAACCCUUGGCUAAUGCGAAGCUGGAUUAUGCAUCAUCUCGCCAUGCUCUUGAUUUCCCCCAGUAUGUUUGUUCAUCUAAGGAGGUUCGGUCUGCAAGCACAGAGGCAGACAAGAAACUGUCUGAGUUUGAUGUGGAGAUAAGUAUGAGGGAGGAUGUGUUCAAGCGAAUUACUGCCUUGCAGGAAAAGUAUCAAGAAAACCUCUCCCCAGAAGAAAAGAGAUUCUUAGACAGACUUGUUACAUUAGGCAAGAGGAACGGAUUGCACCUGUCUAAAGAUAUUCAAGAGGAAAUAAAAAGAACUUCCAAGCUUAUCAGUGAACUCUCCAUAGAGUUCAACAAGAAUCUGAAUGAGGACAAUACUUUCCUUGUGUUUUCUGAGCGUGAAUUGGGUGGACUGGCAGAUAGCUAUCUCAAUGGACUGGAGAUGACAGCAGAUGGACGGUAUAAAGUGACACUUGAAUAUCCCCAUUACUACCCCCUGAUGAAGAGGUGUUACAUUCCUGAGACCAGGAGGAGGAUGGAAACGGCUUUUCACAGCAGGUGUAAAGAGGUAAACACAGCGAUCCUUGAACAGUUAAUACAACUGAGAGCAAAAGUUGCAGAAUUACUGGGUUACAGUAGCCAUGCAAACUAUGUGCUGGAGAUUAACAUGGCCAAGAAUGCAAGCAAUGUGUCUGACUUUCUAGAUGCAUUCUGUGAAACUCUGAAGCCCAUUGGGAUCAAGGAGAGGAAAUAUAUUCUUGCACUAAAAAAGAGGGAGUGCUUGAUGAAGGGCUACCGUUUUGACGGACAGAUCAACGCCUGGGACUUGCCCUACUACAUGAACCAAGUGGAGCGGUGCAAGUUUGCUGUAAACAAGGACAAACUGAUCGAGUAUUUCCCGCUUGACGUGGUGACAGAAGGACUGUUGGGUAUCUACCAGGAGCUGCUGGGUCUCACGUUCACAGAGGUGAAACAUGCCCAUGUGUGGCAUGAAGAUGUCAAGCUUUUCUCAGCUUGUGACACUGAAACAGGAGAGGAGGUUGGCCACUUCUACCUGGACUUGCAUCCAAGGGAAGGAAAGUUUGGCCAUGCAGCCUGUUUUGGGCUCCAACCAGGCUGCAGAGGGCCUGAUGGGAAACGCAGGCUUCCAGUGGCAGCCAUGGUGGCCAACUUUACCAAGCCCAGAAAAGGUUGUCCCUCCCUCCUCCAACACCAUGAACUGGAGACUUAUUUUCAUGAGUUUGGUCAUGUGAUGCAUGAGCUCUGCUCCAAGACCACUUUUUCAGAAUUCAGUGGAACCCUGGUGGAGACAGACUUUGUGGAGGUGCCCUCUCAGAUGCUUGAGAAUUGGGUUUGGGAAAAGGAGCCUCUGAGAAGAAUGUCUCGCCACUACAGGGAUGGCACCCCAAUCCCAGAUAAUAUGCUUGACAAACUCAUUGCAUCCAGAGUAGCCAACACCGGUAUGAUGAACCUGCGUCAGGUCGUCCUCAGUAAAGUGGACCAGUCACUACACAGCAGCCCUCAUGCAGAUACAGCUGAGGUGUUUGCGCAGCAUUGCCGAGACAUAUUGGGUGUUCCUGCGACAGCAGGCACCAAUAUGACAGCUAGUUUCAGCCACUUGGCUGGAGGAUAUGAUGGUCAGUACUACGGCUAUCUGUGGAGUGAAGUCUACUCCAUGGACAUUUUUUUCAAUCGUUUUAAAAAGGAAGGCAUCAUGAAUCCAAAGGUUGGAAAAGAGUACAGAAGGGUGAUUCUGGAAACUGGUGGCUCUAAGGAUGGCAUGGACAUGCUGAAGACCUUUCUUGGACGUGCACCAUGCCAGGAUGCAUUCUUUCAGAGCAAGGGGCUCAUUAAGUCACAGGAAACAAACACUGUAAUUUGAUGUAACCAUUAGAAGUAUUUUUGUCAAAACAGGGUAUAUUUCUCAUUGUCUGGAUGCAGGUCCACAAGGAAAAUGAAUUUGCUUUAAGUGUAUUUUUACUGUGUUUUAAGUUUUUCCACUUAAUUGUUACUACCUAUUGGACAACAGGCCUUUUCCACAACAGACAUUUUAACUUUGCAGGAAAAGCACAGGUGUUACUAAUGACAUUAAUGAUGGCUCUGUUGUAUUAACAUGUCCCAGUAAGACAUGACGGUGUUACAGUGAGCUUGAAUACACAAUACCAGAACCCUGAAAAUGAAGCAGCUAAAUGGAAUUCAGCCAUCAUUAAUUUGAUUAUUUUCAUCUGUGCUUUUCCUCUGUUGUGUGUGUGCACAGCUGCAAGUGAUAAGUAAAGUGACAACGCAUUUUGGUAUUUUACAGGUCCCUUAAUUUUAUACUAAUUACCUGGAAAUUUACAGAGUAAAUUGCAAGUAUUUCACAGUUAAUUUUUAGGACAUUUUACAGAAAGGGUGGUGCAAAUUAACAAUCAGGAGCCCAAAUAUGAUGACUGGUUACUUACCAACUAAACCAACUUAACACUUUCACCAAAUUACACCACCCUUUCUGUAUAAUGCCCUUGAAAUAAAUUGUUAAAUACCUGGAAAUUACAAUGAAAAUUUUCUGGAAUUUAAAAAAUAUGAUUUAUAAAAUUCAAGGACCUGUGAAAAGCGUUACCAGGUUUUUCAGAGAUUAACCCACUUCAUAACCUGCAAUGUGUAUGCAAAGAAAGUGGCCAUGGUAUCUUUUGAAACCUUUGUUGUUGUCCUAUUUUGCAACCCCCUCUGUUAAAGCAGAUAUGUUUCAAUUCAUGUUGUCUUAAAUGAUUUAAAAUAUGUAUUUUCAUGAUUGAACAUUCAUGUCUAAGCAACAGAAAUAUUUGAAAAUGUUAAAGGCCCUAGGCCUCCCAUGUUUAAACUGCAUUCAGGUAAAAUGGCUCAGUAAACUUUACUGUCUUACAUGUCUUAGACAAUUUACAGUUCCCUCGUAAUAGGCAUUAGGCUAUUGUGAAUGACCUUUGAGAUAUCUCCAGAUCUUUCUAAUUAAGGAUGUGAUUAAGAAAUAGUGUCAUUGCCAUAUUUUUAAACUAGGGGGGAUUCAGGGGACAUCCUUAUUUAAAGAUAUGUUUUAAGAUGUAUGUAAAAGACUCUACUUUGAAUAAUAAUUUGUGUCUGAUAUAGUUUUUCCACACACAAAAAAGUUUAAUUAUCUUGUUAAAAUCCUUAAAAUGACAUCUGUUUCUUCUACCUCAUGAAAAAUUCUAGAAUAAAGAAAUAUGCAAAUAUA